CGAGCCCCGCCGCCCCCUCCCCCGGGCCCUGGCCGCCUCUCCAUGACCUCCAUGACCUCUCCAUGACCUCCAGGGGAGCACCGUGGCGAGGCGGCGGUGGACCGUCCCAUGACCUCACCUCCGCAUGACCUCCGCAUGACCGGCGGAUAACCACCAGCAUGGAGGAGCUGAGCGCCGAGCUCGGGCGCGUGGACGCGAACGCGCACCAGGCGCCCGUCGACAUCUCGCUGGCGGACACCUUCCCCCUGGCGGUGUCCAACCUGGAGUACCAAAAUUACGGCAACACCCCCGUGAAAAUGAAGCUUAACAACACGGGGUACACGGUAACGGUGAGCGGCAAGUUCGACGGCGACCCCCCGACCCUGCGUGGGGGUCCCUUGGACGGGACGUACAAGUUCUCCCAGCUGCACUUCCACUGGGGCCCCAGCGACAGCGAGGGCAGCGAGCACACCUUCGAGGGCCGAGGCUGCCCGCUGGAGAUGCACAUGGUGCACGUGAACCAGAAGUACGGCACGCAGGAGGAGGCGCUGCUGCAGAAGGAUGGCGUGGUCAUCGUCGCCUUCCUGUUCAUCAGUGGCGCCAAGCACGGAGGCCUGGACGGCGUCUGCCGCGGGCUGGUCGAGGUCACCAAGCCCCACACCUCGUUCAAGAUCUCGCCGCAGUCGCUGCAGAGCCUCUGCCAGCCCUUCCAGCGGGACUACUUCUCGUACUGGGGCUCCGUCAUCAGCCCGUCCUGCUCGCAUCUCAUCCAGUGGCUCGUAAGCAGGGACCCGCUGGAGGCCUCGCCCGAGCAGUUCGCCGCCUUCCGGCAGCUGCUCAACGUGAACGAGGAGCCGCUGCUGCGCAACUACCGCGACGGCCAGGCGCUGGGCGGGCGCACCGUGUUCCACCUGGCGCCGGGCAGCCGCGACGGCUUCACGCUCAACUGCAGCCCGGAGCGGACGGCGGCCGGCGACAAGGCCGGGGGCACCGUGGCGCCGGGCGCGGACACGAGCGUGCUCAGCGUCGAGCAGCCGUGCACCAGCCUGGGCGAGGCGGAGAGCAAGGGCGUCGUCAACCUUGGCGGGGAGGUCCAGGUGACGGAGUCGGGGCGCGAGGUUGUCCGCACGCCCUCGGGCCGCCUCCUGGAGAAAACACAGUCCGGCCGGCUCGUGGAGAAGACGGCCUCGGGCCGCCUGCUGGAGAGGACGCCUUCGGGCCACAUGGUGGAGAGGACUCCCUCGGGCCACCUGCUGGAGAAGACCGAGUCCGGCCGGCUCGUGGAGAGGACGCCGUCGGGUCACCGGCUGGAGAGGACGCCCUCUGGCCGCCUCGUGGAGAGGACGCCCUCGGGCCGACUUCUGGAGAGGACAGAGUCCGGCCGGCUCAUGGAGAAGACGCCCUCCGGCAACCUGCUGGAGACGUCGCGCCAGCUGCCGCCCGCCAUCGAGCUGACGCCCUCCGGACACGAGAUGACGAGGACGCCCUCGGGACGCCUCAUCCAAAUGACGGCGUCGGGCCACGAGCUGGAGCGGACACCGUCGGGACGCCUCAUCCAGAGGACGGCGUCGGGCCACGAGCUGGAGCGGACGCCGUCUGGACGCCUCAUCCAGAAGACGGCGUCGGGCCGCGUGCUGGAGCGGACGCCCUCGGGAAGGCUGGUGGAGGUCACCGCAUCGGGGCAAGAGCUGGACACGUCGGAGCAGCCCAUCCUGGACAAGCCUCUGGAGGAUGAAGUCCUCGGUGAGCAGCUGUUGUCGGUGUCGGGGGGCUCGGCGGACGGCGGGGCGGGGGCGUCUGGGCCAGGUGCGGCCUCGGCAGCGCCCGACGCGGGCUCGGCCGGCCGUCCCGUGGAGAGGACACCGUCGGGCCGCCUGCCAGGGAUGGGCUCCAGGGUCGUCAGCUUCUCCCAGCUCACGGGGCCCAUAAAGGCGCGCUCAGACGACGAGUGGCCCGCGGCACCCUUCACGGGAGGCGCGGCCGCCUCCCCGGUGUUCAUCGACACGACCCAGGCCGCGCGCAUGCCGUGCCCGCCGCUCGAGUUCCUGGGCCACUUCCAGACGGGCGUCGGGCUGGUGCUCACCAACAGCGGGGAGACAGUGGAGAUCAGCCUGCUCAAGGCUAAGGACCGCCCGGUGCUACAGGGCGGCCCCCUCAAGGGGCGCUACAUCCUCGACUCGGCCCACUUCCACUGGCUGCCCAACGAGGACGCGGCGGCCGGCACGCACACCAUCAACAACUCGAGGGCGGAGAUUGAGUGCCACCUGGUGCACAUCCACGAGGACUACAAGAGCAAGACGGAGGCCAUGGACCACCCCAACGGGCUGUGCGUGGUGAGCGUGCUGCACCAGGUGGGCGGCGCCGAGUGCGAGGUGUUCCGGCGCCUGUGCCAGGAGCUGCCGCGCAUCCAGGAGCUCUACACGCAAGUCGAGAUGCCCGGCCUCGACCUGUCGUACAUGGCCCGGGUGGUCAAGCCGCACGAGUACUUCAUGUACCCGGGCCGCUUCUUUGGCCGCGAUGACGGCCAGGCCCUGGUGUGGAUCGUGUUCGCCCAGCCCAUCGGCAUCUGCUGCCAGAACGUGGCCGCCUUCAGGAGCCUUCGGUUGUCCUUGGACUUCCGGCAGCACGACACGUACCCGCUCGGCGAGCGGCCCCUGUACGCCGUGAUCGCGGAAGGGGCCGCCGACGGCGGGGGCCCCGGCGGCGUGGGCGUGGACGGCGGCGGCGUGGGCGACCGCCCGGGCGCCGACGGCGUGCCCGACGAGCUGGAGGUCGGCGCGCUGCGGCGCACGGCGUCCGGACGCGUCCAAGGGAUCGCGCCCGACGAGUGGCCCAACGCGCCCUUCGUCUCCAAGCACGAGUUCCUCAUGGCGCCGCUCGACAUCCAGUCGUCCAAGGUGCCCAGCAUCCCCAUGCCGCCGCUGGAGUACCGCGGCCACUUCCCGAGCGGCGCCGUCCCCGUCGAGAUGCGGAACACUGGCGAGGCGGUGGACGUGAUCUGGAAGACCAGCGCCGUGCCCACCCUGGUGGGCGGGCCCCUCACCGACGAGUACGUGUUCGACUCGGCGCACUUCCACUGGGCCCAGAACCCAGAGGACGUGGGCGCCAUGCACCGGAUCAACGGAAAGAGGUAA
This is a messenger RNA of Frankliniella occidentalis (western flower thrips), 3113 nucleotides long. RefSeq lists its product as uncharacterized. Lineage: Eukaryota; Metazoa; Arthropoda; Insecta; Thysanoptera; Thripidae. Gene Ontology annotation, cellular component: cytoplasm. The coding region runs from base 159 to 3113 and encodes 984 amino acids. The transcript is spliced from 12 exons. Gene Ontology annotation, molecular function: carbonate dehydratase activity; zinc ion binding. The record is from RefSeq and is a predicted model, not a curated record.